GCAAUCUUCAAAUCUCUCAAUUAUUGGAUAUUUCUCCAAUUUUGGAGAUAAAACUUCGUACUGCAAAUAUUCCCACAUUUUCUUUACCAGUAUCAGUUCCAUCAUCAUCACAAAAAACUUCUCAUCAAUCAUUUAUUGAAAUUGAUGAAGAAAUUACUAUACUUUUUGAAGGUGGAAAAGUUGUCAGCAUUGAUGGAAAAAGUUUAUGGACGGUAUUAAGAAUAUGUGUUAAUUCUGGUAAUAUUGGAAUUCCUGAUACUCCUACAACAACUGGUGGUUCUACUUCAUUCGCAUAUAAGAAAUGGCAUUUUGAAGGUCAGGAGGCUGUUUUAGAUGUUGUAAGUUGUGGUCCAUCAAUAUCACGCAUCCUUGAUCAAUCUUUAUCAACAUCGGCAUCCACAGCUUUAUUUCCUUUUCAAGCUACUGCUCGUUAUAUAGCUGUUGGAUCUAAUCCUAUGCUAUCAUAUUACGCAACUACUGACUCAAGUCGACCUUUUUAUCUGGCUGUAUCAAUUGCGAGCAUGGUUGCCUCUAAAGUUACGAAUGCUGUAUUCUCUCUUGCAAAAACAUUAUUAACUGCAACAGGAACUAUUCAAACUGCGGGUUCUGAUGGUGGUUCACCUAUGGCAAAUAUCGCGCCUGCCACAUCUAUACCUUUGGUAUUGUCUUUAAAAGAUACUAAUAGAAAAAUAACAAAGAUAAUGAUGUCUCCUGCCGCUGCGGAUGGAAAAUAUCAACUAGCUGCUCUAACCGAUUCUUUGGGCAGGGUCACUCUUGUAGAUGUUGAAGAAUGUGAAAUCAUUGCAAUGUUCAAAGGAAUUCGUAAUGCUCAAUGUGGAUGGGUAGAGGCAAUGGAUGAGAAUGAACCUGAGGAUGAUUGUACAAGUCCUAAUCCGAAACAUAAAAAACGAUCAGCUUCUAAACGUAUAACGCUGUUUCUUGUAAUAUAUUCUCCAAUACGAGGGGUUGUAGAAAUUCAUCAUAUGCGUCAUGGAACUCGUAUCGGUAAUUUUUCGAUUGGUCAAGGUUGGAAUUUAAUUACAACUGCUUCUGCACCACUUGGAACUAGCAUGGGUGCUGGGCGAAGUUUUUAUGAACGUGGAGGUAGACGUGGAUAUAGAAACGCUGGUUUGGCAAAAUGUUUCUUGAUUGGUCCACAGGGUGAAAUUAAAAGAGUUCAUGUACCAUUUGAAUGUGCGGUCAAAAAGCCUGUUAAUCUUGUUAAUGUAUUUAAAAAUCUAUUAAAUAAAUAUGAAUCAGCAUCUUUAGAACAUAAAGAUUCUCUUUCACAAGAAUUAAUGACAACUCUUGAUCAAAUGAAUGAUCCAAAGAUGAAAUUAGAUGCACUGAUGUCACUUCCUGAUACACUACCUCCAACGUUCCACUUGCUUGCUACACAAUCUUCGAUUGACUGUAUGGGAACGUUGGAUUCUUUUGAUUUUUUGGAAUUCAUACAUGAUGUACGUGACCAAGUAACACAACAUACUGAUCAAGCAAGCAUGAAGCUUGUUCGAUUAAAAAUGGUUUUACGCGAGAAUUUGUUACAUAUUUAUCAAACACUAGAAGGAUGGAAUGUUGAAACUUGUAAUCCAAAAGAUUACACUGCCAUUUAUAAAGGAAAUCGUGGAAAUGUUGAAGGUGUAUUUCUGCAAACUAUAAAUUCAAUAUUUGGUGACAUUCUUUAUAAUAAAGAGAUGAUAAUUGAAAAAGAUGCAAAAGGAAUUGGUCCUAGUUCAUUUAUGUCCCCUUUUAUGCUAAAAAGUUUUGACAACAUAGCGGAUGAUGGAGUGUUUUUAGUAUUAGAUACUAAUAUGGAUGAAAAGAAAAAGGUUCAAUUAGGUGAGGUGGAUUUUUUGUUUACUCCGUUAAUUAUAUCAACAACUCCACAAGAAUGGAUUGAAACAGUUAGAAAGCGCAUUCCGAUAUCAUCCAUUGAAUGGCUUGAUAUUUUCAUGAUUUGGUUUAAACACACUAGUCUAUCUUCAUUAAUCACUUCGAUUUUAAAGUCUAAGGAAUCAGAUUCCAACUUUUCAUCUUUGAUUCUAAAUGAUUUUUCAAACUCAAGUGACGAUAAAGGUGUACUUGAUAAAAUUACAUUCUUUUGUCAGAAUUCUUUUCAGAUAGGACAUUGCUUGUUAUUAGCUCUUGCUUUUCAGAAUUUGCCAUCCAAGGCGUCUAAUGUAUAUAAAGGGUUCGAUUGGAACUCAUUAAUAACAAACCUAAAAUCCUGUUUGAAUUUGGUGAAAGAUAUUGAUCCAGGAAUAAUUAUUGAAAUUGGAUUGUCUGCUUCUAAUUUAAAUAAGUCGGAGAAAACUAGUUCAACUCGAAUUUCUUCAUUGAAUGGAUUAAAACUUACUGGAAAUUAUCAACUUGAAGAAAAGGAAUCAGAUAUAGGAAAUGUAUCUCAACCAGAUAUAUCACGUUUACUUGAAUUUGCAGUUAGCCAAGCAAAGAAAAUUAAUAAGCCAUCACUCAAAAACGCGUUUUUGUAUCUAAUAUGGCAUAAAAUAUGCCGAGAACAAGCAAGUUCUAUAAUGACAUUGGUUGAGAAAGCGCGUAAAGCACCCAAAGAUCAAUUAUGCGUUAAAAAUUGUGGAACCUCGCACGAAACGAUAGAAUUAUUUCUGUCUUGUUUAAAAAUUUUAUUUGAAUCAUUCGUAUGGGAACCGAAUAAGUCUCUAUAUAUUAAUGAUAUUUUAGAAGUUGUUGAACCUAUUAUUGAAUUACCGUCAGAUGUUACUCAAGAUAGGAAUCAAUAUUUGAAUGAUGCAUUUGGUACAAUGAUUGAAGAAUUUAUGAUAAUAAAGAAUUCGGCGGAUAAUAAAAUACUUUCCAGGAAUCUGGUGGAUCAGCAUUUAAUUUUAAUUCAAGUUUUAUUACUGAUAUUUAAAAUUGAAGUUCGAAUGGUCAGACCGUCAAAAUUGUUCGAUCCAGGUACAUCGUUUUUCACUCAUUUAUUUAUAGAAAUAAGUGACAUAAAAACUAUAACUUCUAAUCAAAGAAUAAUGGAAGAACGAAUGAUAUUCAUAAAGAAAUUGAUCGAAAAGUCAUCAAAUUUUUAUUCAGAAAUUUUAUUAUUAGCAGAUAAAUUUGGAUUAAACCAGAAUGAGAUAAAAGAAAUUUGGCAAAAUAAGUAUGGAAUGGUUAAUAUUUAA
Molecule: messenger RNA, 3155 nt
Organism: Racocetra persica
Lineage: Eukaryota; Fungi; Glomeromycota; Glomeromycetes; Diversisporales; Gigasporaceae
Source: the annotation of a GenBank genome assembly